Magnolia sinica is the source of this 2143-nucleotide messenger RNA. Its product is annotated as F-box/FBD/LRR-repeat protein At1g13570-like. Bases 426 to 2090 code for a protein of 554 amino acids. The transcript has 3 exons. NCBI's taxonomy places the organism in Eukaryota, Viridiplantae, Streptophyta, Magnoliopsida, Magnoliales, Magnoliaceae. The record is from RefSeq and is a predicted model, not a curated record. Gene Ontology annotation, molecular function: protein binding.
UAAUCUUUUGUAGCAUCUCUGCCUUUUCUUUAUCAAAUAUUGCAGCUUCAUGUUAAAAUUGAUGACCUUUCUACUGAUUUUUUCCUUUGACAAGAGCUUUAAAAUAGGCAUUCUUCUUUCAGACAGUGGAGAUAUAUGAUCCUCAACUGAAGGAUAUUCGUAGUAUCCUCGAAUCCUUAGUUUGUGAGAAUGGGACUGUGUUUGGUGAUCCAGACUGCUGAUCUGAUGGGCCCCACAGUUUGUAUACUGCGCCCCAAAAAUCUCCCAAAUGGGCCAAACCCGAGGUUGAUGACCUAAAAGUAGAUGGUUGAGAAAACAGGCCAAAGAAUGUUCAAUCUUUAAAAGGGCCAAAUUUGGUCGGCUAGAAUCUUCAGAUAUUGGAGAUUUUUCACCAAGAUCAAUUAACAGUGGGGUACAUCAGAUGAAUGGUUUGGAUUGCUGUGCCAUGGACUGCACUUAGACAAACUAACACCACAGCGUAUUUUGCAAAUCCUUGUGCAGAAAAAUUUUCAAUUCCUCUGAGAAUGAUAGAAACUAAGAGGAACCAAAUGGAGAAUCCUUCCUGCACAGUGAGUAGGCAUCAGUUUCAGAGCCAGAAAGCCGUGGAGAUUACCAAUGACAGAAUCAGCGAACUACCCGAUGCUGUCCUUCAUUACAUCCUUUCCUUGAUGCCGAUGAAAUUCAUCGUAAGAACAAGCAUUUUGUCAAGGAGAUGGAGAAACUUGUGGAAACACAUCUGGGCUUAUGCCACUGCUCUGGACUUUGGUUUGGAGUUCGCAACCGGCCAAACCUCAGAAGAAUUUGUGGGUACUGUAAACAGAUGUCUACAACUCCACAAAGGCAAGGAGAUCAAAAUGUUUCGGCUCUUGUUCAAUCUAGGAGAUCACUAUCUGUCAGAUGCUGAGAAAUGGGUUGAAUUCGCAGUAGCAAGGGGAGUUAAGGAGCUUGAUAUCGACUUUUGUGAAACUGUAUAUGACGAGAGAUUGGAUCGUUAUGAUGACAGGUGGCCUUCUAAAUUGCCUCCCUCCCUCUUUAUUUGUGAUUCUAUAACCCAUUUAAAUUUGAGUCGCUGCGAUUUCGACCCGCCAUUGAAUUUCAAUGGUUACACCUACCUCAAAACGCUCCACCUAAGACUCGUUAGAGUUCCAGGUGACGUGCUUAAAAGCAUGCUUUCAAACUGCCUGCUUCUGGAGGAAUUGAGUUUAAUGGAUUGUUUUAAUCUGACUCAUGUCACGGUUUCUGCUCCAGAUCUGCCACUUAAGAAAUUGACAGUGGUCGACUGUGAUAUCUGUGAGAUUGAGAUUUUUGCUCCAAACCUCCAGUCAUUCCAUUUCUAUGGUGAUUUUAUUCAUAUGUAUUUCAAGAACAUUUCGAGUUUGGUGGAUGUCCUUGUUAAUGGUAUAUGUAAGGAGAGUUACCAACUUGAAGAUGAUUGGAUGACUGUUCUGCACCAUCUUGAACAUGUUAAGAUUCUGACUUUGUGUGAUGUCUCACUUCAGUAUGUAGGUUUAGCAGAGGAAUAUAGAACCGAAGAUUUGCCUGUUACAUUCCACAAUUUGCAAGAAUUGCAGCUAUUGCUGGAUUGGUAUGGUGUUAGCUAUCUGGCCUACACCUUUAGCUUCUUCAAAAACUGUCCAUGUCCUUGUCUAGAGAAGCUUUUCAUUGAGCUUCCUGCUGCCGUUGAGGACCCCUCCCAAAGUGACUACCAGUGCGAGGGACUGCAGACAGAGGAUACCCUGGAUAUUGUGUUUGAUCAUCUGAAGGUGAUAAAAAUGAAUGGUUUUAGAGGGCUCAAGGAUGAAAUGCAGUUGGUGAAAUUUUUCCUAGAGAAGGCUAUUGUACUCGAGUCCUUGGUUUUGGUAGCUCCUCAGGAAGCUAUCUGUGACAUGAAGGAUUUUGCAUCGGAGUCUAAAUCUGUUGAAGCACCAUUGUAUCUUCUUCGCAAGCAGCUAUUGAUAUUGGCAAAUGCAUCAUCAUCAAAAACUCAGAUAUUGACAUGUGAAUAUUCUGACCUCAAUGGAGCGUUAGCCCCAACUCAUACUGAAGUUUACUGUAAAGGUAGAUUCGUCGCCAAGGAGCUUAUUAGGUGAUGCUACAUGAAUGCUUUGCAUUUGAUUGCACAAUAUUAACUGUCCAUUCAGUA